Salvelinus namaycush (lake trout) is the source of this 1389-nucleotide messenger RNA. It is a transcript of the gene htra4, whose product is annotated as HtrA serine peptidase 4. NCBI's taxonomy places the organism in Eukaryota, Metazoa, Chordata, Actinopteri, Salmoniformes, Salmonidae. The record is from RefSeq and is a predicted model, not a curated record. Gene Ontology annotation, biological process: positive regulation of apoptotic process; proteolysis; programmed cell death. Gene Ontology annotation, cellular component: extracellular region. The coding region runs from base 1 to 1389 and encodes 462 amino acids. The transcript is spliced from 10 exons. Gene Ontology annotation, molecular function: protein binding; serine-type endopeptidase activity.
AUGAUAAAGUUUGUUUUUUGCAUUAUCUUCGUCGCUGUGGUUCAUGCGCGGUUACUUCGCAAGAGACAAACUCCGUGUCCGGAAGUCUGUGAUGGCUCCCGCUGUCCUGUCGCACCUGAAUCACGGUGUUACUACGGUGUAGUGAAGGACAGCUGCGGAUGCUGCACAGUAUGCGCGUCUGGAGAAGGUGACAUUUGCGGGGAGCGCGGUAUUGGCCUUUGUGGCGAGGGAAUGACAUGCGAAUAUCCAGCGGGAAAGCGCAGAGUUCGCGGUUCAUGCGUUUGCACACUUUCAGAGCCGGUGUGUGGAAGUGAUGGAAGGACUUACCCCAGUAUGUGCCGUUUGAGAGCCGAGAACAAAAUAGCAGAACUCAGUAUAAAUCCCCCGGUCAUCUUGAUUCAGAAAGGCCACUGUGAUUCGGGUUCCCUGGACCCAGGAAGUAUCCGCUACAAAUUCAACUUCAUUGCCGAUGUGGUGGAUAAGAUAGCCCCUGCUGUGGUGCACCUAGAGCUUUUCAAGAGGUUGGCAUUUUCAAACCAGGAAGUCCCCGUCUCUAGUGGUUCGGGGUUCAUCGUGUCAGAGGACGGCUGGAUUGUCACCAACGCCCACGUUCUCUCCAACAAGCAGAAAAUCAAAGUGGAGAUGAAGAACGGUGUCAAAUUCGAUGCCUCCGUCAAGGACGUGGACACGAAGCUAGACAUUGCACUCAUCAAAAUUGAGUCGGAUAGUCCACUGCCGGUGCUUCUGCUGGGCCACUCGUCUGACCUUCGGCCUGGGGAGUUUGUGGUGGCAGUGGGUAGUCCCUUCUCCCUGCAGAACACGGUCACCACAGGCAUCAUCAGCACGGCCCAUAGGAAUGGCCUGGAGCUGGGACUCAAAGACUCUGACAUGGAGUACAUCCAGACGGACGCCAUCAUCAACUAUGGCAACUCAGGGGGACCACUUGUGAACUUGGAUGGGGAUGUCAUUGGCAUAAAUACUCUGAAGGUCACAGCAGGAAUAUCCUUUGCAAUUCCUGCUGACAGAAUACGGCAAUUCCUUGCGGAUUCCUACGACAGACAAAUCAAGGGAAAGACACUGCCAAAAAAGAAAUACAUGGGUGUCCGGAUGCUUCAACUCUCAACUCAUUUGAUCCGAGAUCUGAGGGAGCGGGAGAGCGGCUUCCCAGAUGUGAGCUCAGGAGUGUACGUUUAUGAAGUGAUCCCAGGAACAGCUGCCUCCAGUGCUGGCAUGAUUAACCAUGAUGUUAUAAUCAGCAUCAACGGGCAACCCAUCCAGACCACAGACGAGGUGAGUGAUGCUGUCCAGUCAGGCAGUCCGCUGUCCGUGGUAGUGCGGCGAGCUAACGAAGACGUCAUGAUAAAGGUUGUCCCUGAGGAAAUCGACUGA